Messenger RNA from Spea bombifrons (plains spadefoot toad), 1668 nucleotides. RefSeq names its product TATA-box binding protein associated factor 15 (gene TAF15). Gene Ontology annotation, molecular function: transcription coregulator activity; RNA binding. NCBI's taxonomy places the organism in Eukaryota, Metazoa, Chordata, Amphibia, Anura, Pelobatidae. The transcript is spliced from 16 exons. Gene Ontology annotation, cellular component: nucleus. Gene Ontology annotation, biological process: regulation of DNA-templated transcription. The record is from RefSeq and is a predicted model, not a curated record. Bases 105 to 1397 code for a protein of 430 amino acids.
GUCGCGCUGUCCAUUACGUCUCUCUCGUGCACCCUGUCGCUUAUUUCCGACGCGUGGUGGUCAUAUUAUUUUUCUAACGCCGGUUUCACCGUUGUGUCGCCAUCAUGUCCUCAGAUCCUGGCAGCUAUGGAAACUACGGUGGACAACAGCAGCAAAGAUAUCAUGGAGGUGAAGGGGGCCAAAACAUAGGACAAACGAUACCAGACUAUUCCGGUUAUGGACAGACAGCUGAAACUGCCUAUGGAAACACGUAUGAAGCCUAUGGGCAAAGCCAGCCAGUUUAUGGACAGUCUUCUCAAGGACAGAGUAGCUCAACCUACGAAAAUCAACAGUCUUAUGGAGGCUAUGGACAGCAAAGCACAGACUCCUCCAGAGGAUACAGCAGCAGUAAGCCAUCAAGCGAUUCUUACUCCAGUAACAGUGGCCAACCGUAUCAGCAAGGCUCCUCUGACCAGUCUGGCUAUGGACAGCAGCAUUCUUAUCAAUCAAGGAAAGAAGGCUAUAGCCAUUCCUCCCAAGAUGAAGAGAAGCAGGACUCGGGCAGGUAUGGUGAUAGUAGCAGAGGCUAUGGCGGGUCCCAGAGUUACGGAGGUGGUCGAGGGCGUGGGGGUUAUGAUAUGGACCGAAGAGGCAAUCCUGGGGACAUGAGCGGUGGCGACCGAGGUGGCUUCAAAAAUUUUGGUGGCUCUAGAGAUUAUGGAACCAAGCCAGAUCACGGGGAUACUGAAGACAACUCUGACAAUAACACCAUAUUUGUCCAGGGUUUAAGUGAGGAUGUAACGCCUGAUCAGGUGUCUGACUACUUCAAGCAGAUUGGUAUAAUAAAGAUCAAUAAGAAGACUGGCAAGCCAAUGAUAAAUCUUUACACCGACAAAGAAACAGGCAAAUCCAAAGGAGAAGCAACAGUGUCCUUCGAUGAUCCUCCUUCGGCCAAAGCCGCUAUUAAUUGGUUUGAUGGAAAAGAAUUUCAAGGCACCGUUAUCAAAGUGUCCUUUGCCACCCGGAGGCCAGAGUUCAUGAGGGGUGGUGUAAGUAGUGGAAGCAGUGGAAGUGGAGGAAGACGAGGGGGUGGCGGUCAUAGAGGUGGUGGCUACGGUGGUGGUCGAGGUUCUUAUAGAGGUGGUAGCAGUGGGCCACAGAAUGGAGACUGGCUCUGUCCUAAUCCCUCUUGCGGCAACGUCAACUUUGCGAGAAGAGAUUCAUGCAACCAGUGCAGCGAACCAAGACCAGAGGACUCUCGACAAAGUGGUGAUCGUGGUGGAAGAGGUGGGUAUGGAGGGGACAGAGGCGGAUACAGAGGCCGUGGAAGGGGAGGCGACAGAGGUGGAUAUGGCGGGAAGAUGGGAGGCCGGAAUGAUUAUAGAGAUAGAGGAGAUCAGCGCAACCGACCAUACUGAAACUCAUCCUAUGUCACCAUCCUGGCUUGCCAGACACAUCCAUGUACUUAAGCAACGUCACAGGAUUCUUACUUGACUUUCUUUGUUUUUGAUUUUUUUGUUUCUUUUUCCUCCCCCAAAUGUGAGAAUAAUUUGUUUUCCCUUGUAGCAAACACUUGUGGAGUUUAAUUUACAGAGUUUUGUCCUCAACUUAUUCAAUUUGAAUGAAAUGGAAAGUAUGAAAUAUUGCCAAAAUAAGUUUUUGUAAUACAAUAAAUAUCUUUUAUUUGUA